Molecule: messenger RNA, 1136 nt
Organism: Capsicum annuum
Lineage: Eukaryota; Viridiplantae; Streptophyta; Magnoliopsida; Solanales; Solanaceae
Product: proteasome subunit alpha type-4
Exons: 2
Coding region: 252-1001 (249 amino acids)
Biological process (GO): ubiquitin-dependent protein catabolic process
Cellular component (GO): proteasome core complex; cytosol; proteasome core complex, alpha-subunit complex
Source: RefSeq, a predicted model, not a curated record
UAUAUUAAAUAAUUUGAAUAUGUGAACAUAACUUGAAUGGUAAGGUGCAAGUGGCUACUAGGCGCAAUUCCCACUUUAAUAAAGGCCUCAUCGAACAUCCAAUCCGACCCGAUCUGACCCGGCCCAUUUAAAAAUCUUGCGCAAAAAGACUAGCUGAACUCGUCGUCUACAUAAAGAGGAAAAACACUUUGGACUCUUCCAUUGCGCUUCUCUUAGAUCUCACAUCUCAGGUAAACUGCAGAUAAGAAAAAAUGUCACGAAGGUAUGAUAGCCGUACAACAAUCUUCUCCCCCGAAGGCCGUCUCUAUCAGGUUGAGUACGCAAUGGAGGCUAUUGGGAAUGCAGGUAGUGCUAUAGGCAUCUUGUCCAAGGAUGGGGUGGUGUUGGUAGGUGAAAAGAAAGUAACAUCUAAGCUGCUUCAGACCUCGACAUCGAGUGAGAAGAUGUACAAGAUUGAUGAUCAUGUGGCAUGCGCUGUAGCUGGAAUUAUGUCUGAUGCCAACAUACUGAUCAACACGGCCAGGGUCCAGGCUCAGCGCUAUACAUUUGCUUAUCAAGAACCCAUGCCAGUUGAACAACUUGUUCAGUCACUAUGCGACACCAAGCAAGGUUACACACAGUUUGGUGGACUUCGCCCUUUUGGUGUUUCAUUUCUCUUUGCAGGUUGGGACAAAAAUUAUGGCUUCCAACUGUACAUGAGCGACCCAAGUGGAAAUUACGGUGGUUGGAAAGCUGCAGCAAUUGGAGCAAACAACCAGGCAGCUCAAUCAAUUCUUAAGCAGGAUUACAAGGAUGAUAUCACAAGGGAAGAGGCCGUUCAACUUGCUCUUAAGGUACUUAGUAAGACAAUGGACAGCACUAGCCUCACUUCAGAGAAACUUGAACUUGCUGAGGUAUUUCUCUCUAAUGGGAAAGUUAAGUAUCAAGCAUGCUCUCCCGACGCUCUGAACAAAAUGUUGGUGAAUGCUGGACUGACUCAACCCGCAACAGAAGAAUCGUAGACCAAUAUCUUUUGAUCGGGAUUUGACAUCGACUCUCUCUACACCAUGUCUGGCAUGUUGUACUAAAACUAAGUGGUGGAUUUGUGUUUUUUUACAGCUGCAUGCAUAUUUAUGUCAAACGUUUUCCAUUUUGAA